AUUUGAAAACAGCCUUUGAUUGCCAAUAUGCUGGUAUCUUCGAUGCCAAAUAAGCCAAGACCAAUAGCUUACUAAUUUGAUAGCAUGACACUACAGCUUUGUAAGAAGGGCUGCCCGUGCUCUAAUUUUUAUCGUAUGGAUGAAACUUCUAACUGGUUAGCGAUGGAGACCUGUCAUAGAAUAUAUGCUUUGUCCAGGCUGUGAUCUCAGUCAUCAGUGGGAUUUCUUCUCCUCCCUUAAAGCAUUCUGCUCUGCACAGGAUCGUGUAGCAAGGCUUUUGAUGUUCCUCCUGGAUCAAUACCUGUCUUGUAUCAGUGCUUAGCCGAAGAGCUCGAGUGACUGUCACCUCUGUUCGUGUUUCUGCCGUUUGAUUUGCAGUUUAGAGAGGAUGCUUCUGUUCUGGUCCAAACACAGCGUCUGCUGAGCGUGUGGAUUGUAAGCUGCCCGUGACAAGAUACUAGGAGGAAAAUGAUGGAGGAAUAUGUCCCAGAAACGCAAGGCACGCCAGAGCCAGUCAAUCUGUCGGGCAAUGCCUCUUCCACGUGCCCAGAAAACAGGAGGACGGAUGAAACACCUGGAGCAAAGGACUGCUCAAAUGUCGCUUGUGCUGGAGCUGGUGUCCUGGACAUGGAAUCGAGGUUGUUGCCCUCAGCCCAGGAUCCAUCAGCCACUGACCUGAGCAGCGGUGGGGGCCUGGCAGAAAGACAGGAGCAGCAGCCAGCGCUUGAUGACAGCGGAGGGGCAGACUGCGCUGCCAGUACCUGCUCUGAAAGUAAGGUUGAGGGCUCCACGAAGCCAGGGCGUUUAUCUAGCGAAGAAUUUGAACAAGAUCCAAAAACUAAUCAGGCCGAACAAUCAUUAAUGGAAAUACUGAAGGAGCUAAGGGAGGAAUCUGACUUUGUGAAAAAAUCCAGUGAUAAAAUCUACUCGGAAAGCCCUUAUGACACAGACUGCACAAAGAAGCUUAUUUCCACGAUGCAUCAGACUUCCUCACAGGAUGAUUUGCUGAAGGAAAUAGAGUCUGAACUCCUGUCUACAGAUUUUUCCAAAGAACACAAAUGUCCAAACGGUGUGAGGAAAGGUGAACAUGCCUUGGCUGUGUUUGAAAAAUGCGUGCAAGAUAAAUACCUGGAGCAGGAGCAAACCAUAAAAAAAUUGAUUAAAGAAAAUAAAAAACAUCAAGAACUGAUUUUGGACAUCUGCUCAGAAAAGGACAGCUUAAAAGAUGAACUGAAAAAGCGAACAGAAACAGAGAAGCAGCACCUCAACAUCAUCAAACAGCUAGAAGCAAGAAUAGAAGAGCUUAUUAAAGAAGUGAAAGCUGGUAAAGACAAACUUUUAACCCAAGAUGCAGCAGCCAAAAAUGCUAUUCAACAGUUGCAUAAAGAGAUGGCCUAUCGAAUGGAACAGGCAAAUAAGAAAUGUGAAGAAGCACGCCAUGAAAAGGAAACAAUGGUGAUGAAAUAUGUCCGAGGGGAGAAAGAGUCACUUGACCUCCGAAAGGAAAAGGAGAUACUUGAGAGAAGAGUGCGAGAUGCAAACAAAGAAAUUGAAAAGCAUACUAAUAAAAUCAAACAGCUUUCUCAGGAAAAAGGAAGAUUACACCAGCUCUAUGAAACUAAGGAUGCUGAAGCCACUCGACUCAACAAAGAAAUAGAAAAACUGAAAGAAGAAAUCAAUUCUCAUGUUAUCAAAGUGAAAUGGGCUCAGAACAAAUUGAAAACUGAAAUGGAUUCGCACAGGGAAUCAAAAGAGCGACUCAAAGAUGCAACAACAAAAUUAACUCAAGCAAAAGAAGAAACAGAUCAGAUAAGGAAAAACUGUCAAGAAAUGAUAAAAACCUAUCAGGAGUCGGAAGAAAUUAAAUCAAAUGAAUUGGAUGCAAAGCUCAGAGUAACUAAAGGAGAACUAGAAAAACAAAUGCAGGAAAAAUCUGAUCAUCUGGAGGUGCAUCAUGCAAAAAUAAAAGAAGUGGAAGACUUGAAGAGAACAUUUAAAGAAGGCAUGGAUGAACUUCGAACACUGAGGACAAAGGUGAAGUGUCUAGAGGAUGAGCGCUUAAGAACAGAAGAUGAGUUAUCCAAGUAUAAAGAAAUCAUUAAUAGACAGAAGACUGAAAUUCAGAGUUUGCUGGACAGAGUCAAAACUGUCGAUCGUCUGCAGGAUCAACAUCAGAGAGAUGAACAAGAUAUCAGUGCUUUAAAGGAAGAAGUAGAUGGUCUCAAUUCUCUUAUUGCUGAUCUCCAGAAGGACAUUGAAGGUAGUCGGAAAAGAGAAUCUGAGCUAUUGAUAUUCACUGAAAAAUUAACCAGCAAGAAUGCGCAGCUUCAGUCUGAAAACAAUUCCUUACAGAGCCAGGUGGAUAAGCUUUCUUACAGUGAAAGAGAGCUGCAGAAUCAGGUGGAAUGUGUUCGACAGGCUAAAGAUGACGUGGCCACCAAGUUGCAGAAGGAGGAGGAUCAGCGAAAGCUAGAGGUUGAGACGCUGCAGGCUCAGCUGGCUUCAGAGCAGAAAGAACUAACAGCGCUGAAGACCCACGUGGAUGAACUGAAAGAUGAACUGACUACCCAGAAGCGCAAGCAUGCAGCAAACCUGAAAGAUCUCACGAAACAGCUUCAGCUAGCACGCAGGAAAUUGGAUCAGAUGGAAAACGGUAAUUAUGACAAAGAAGUCAGCAGCAUGGGGAGUCGUUCCAGUUCAUCAGGGUCCCUGAAUGCGCGCAGCAGCAAUGAGGAUCGGUCACCUGAGAACACUGGAUCGUCAGUGGCUGUGGACAGCUUCCCAGAGGUGGACAAGUCUAUCCUGGUUGAGAGAAUCCUGAGGCUACAGAAAGCACAUGCUCGAAAAAAUGAAAAGAUGGAGUUUAUGGAGGAUCACAUUAAACACCUUGUGGAGGAAAUCAGGAAAAAAACUAAAAUUAUUCAGAGUUACAUUUUGCGGGAAGAAGCUGGCACGCUGUCCUCAGAGGCCUCUGACUUCAACAAAGUACACUUGAGUAGACGAGGUGGGAUCAUGGCAUCUCUGUAUACAUCUCAUCCUGCAGACAGCGGUCUCACGUUAGAACUCUCCUUAGAGAUAAACAGAAAGCUGCAGGCUGUGUUAGAAGAUACAUUACUGAAAAAUAUUACACUGAAAGAAAACCUUCAAACUCUAGGAACAGAAAUAGAACGACUUAUUAAACACAAGCACGAACUGGAACAGAGAAUAAAGCAGACAUAACUAAAGCUUCUGUGGAAUAACUGAUACGAAGAUGCAGAAAAGGCAGGUGCUACAGACCACUGUUUUUCUACAUUUUUCCAGAAAUUUGAUUGCCUGCCAGCACAAGCAUCCAGUAUUUUGUAUACACGACCUGUAGUCAUACAGGCUGCUCUUACUCGUGAGAGAGAUAACAGGGUUUGGCAUCAGUGUGGUUCUGUCUACCCAAUACCAGCCUGAGGUGUUGCUGAACUUUCGUACACACUACAUUUAUCUAAAACUUUUAUUUGAAUUGACAUAGAGAUGCUUUGCAGUGCAUACUAUGUUUUCAGUGAGUUGCAGUGAGAUUUUCAUUUCUACACUGUAUAAUUAAUCAGUCUUUUAAUGAUGGAGCUUGAAAAAAUAAAUCAAUUAUGUUUUAAUUGCUGUUGAACAUAUCCAGUGCUACUGAGCUUUAAGGGCUUUCAGAUAUUGUUUCCUUUCUUGCAUAUUACUUCUAAUGAUUAGGUUGAUCGAGCAUUUUUGACAAAUGCAUGGAAAAAUGCUUUGUCACAAAAUUUUUAAGUGAUGACUAUGACAUUGCUUAUUUUCUGCUUUGGAUUAGCAUUUAUUGGGUCAAUUUAUUCAAAAGAAAUGAAACAACAGUAAAACUAAGGGAUUAAGGAACUUUCUGAAUCAAUUAUUGAGUAUGUGCAACAGAAACAUCAAUUCAGCAAAUCCUGUAAACCCCUGAUCUUUAGGUGUGUGGUCUAAAGAAGUCUGAUCUUCGAAAAUUGGUUAAUAAAACUUUGUCUUUUUUUAUAACUAACAAUAUUAAAAAAAAAAAAAAUAAGAGUUAAACUGUCCACUGUUACAUAUGUACAGAUAGACAUUGUGCUUGCAUCUGUUUUCAGAUGAAUGAAAAAUUUUCAGAGACAAAUAGAAGCUUACUAAGUUCUCUCGUUAGCUUUGAAUAGACCAGCCCAUGAAAGUGGUGGUAAGAAAUGGAAAAUAUAUCUAAAUGGGAUUUCAUUCUGUUGGUUGGACUGUAAAAGUGGCAUAGAAACGUGUGUGACUCCUUAAUUUUACUGUUGUGAAGAAUUAAGAUGGUUAAAAUGGCAUGAACUGAGAAUUGUUUAAUCCCUCAGUGUCUGAGAGGGUGACAGCAGAAGAGGAUCAAGGUGACAAGUUCUUAGUCUCACAUCACGUUCACAUUUUAAUUCCAAGAUAAGUAAUUCCCAGGAUCUGAAAUGUGUAUUCCAGCAGUAAAUGCAUUAUCAGUGUGUUUAUUGCCUUCUGACCAAAAUGUAUUUACCAGUUCAGACUGUAAAUACAUACGUUGGGUUUUUCUUAAAUACUUGAACUUCCUAUCAUCAUGAAAAAAAUAUUCAGUGUACAUCUGUAUGCUGGAGCGUACAAGGAGUAGAGUUUAUGAAAGCAUCUAGGUGACUUAGGGGCGUGUACUCCAUUUUCAUGUGCCACUGAGUCACUCGGGCAUUGUAAUGAACCAAACUGAGCCGAAGGGCUCGAUCUGGUUUGUUUGAAUAGUUGGGUGCAAGACAGUGGGAUAGGCACUUCUAAAAGGACUUUACAAGAUCAAGACCUGGUUUGUGGUCCAGAGAGCUGCAGGGGGUCUUUGGAUAGCCGGUCCCUUCAGUGUCAGUGAAGUGUUUGGAAAAGGAGGGUGAAAACGAGUGAUGAAAACCCUGAUGAGCGUCGUAGAAGCUGUGAGCCUUUAAUCUGGGUGGGUUUUAUACAUAUAUGUAUAUUUUUUUUAAACUCCUGAGAACAAUGUUUAUUCAAAACGUUAGGGUAUUUUGACCAGCGCAGUCGUGGGACUACCUCUGCUUUGUUGUUACUUAAGUGAUGUGGAGAGGGAAAUUCCUGCCUCUGCUGAAACAGAUUGUCCCCAACUUCUGGGAAGCUGAGAUUUAACCCCAAGCAAACAGGCAGUUGGUCAUGACUGAGCUGGACCUUCUGCUGAAGGAAAGUAUUGAGAAAGACCAAUUUGCAUGUCGAGACAUAGCUUAGCUUUUGUAUGUUGGCGUUUUCAUGCUUUAACGUACCAGAUCUCUGGAUCUUUUCAGGUGUUCAGCUGAAUGACUCCAGUAUUUUAGAUACGAUGUUAAUAUUGUAAUCAUUUAAUAUAUGUUCUUCAGGUGUACAAUGUGAAUGAAGGAGAGGCGUGGUGCAGAUGGAAUAAGUGCAAUGACAUUGUGGAAAUUCUUAUUUCUUUUUGGCAUGGUUGUUUCUCCAUUUAAGUUAUUUGAGAAACCUAGUUAGUUGCCCUCCUGCCCUGCUGGAAAUGCUGCUUUCCUCUCUGUAGCACUAAAAACUUCCCAGACUUUCCCCCCCCUGGUUAUGGAGACACACAAAGCUGUUGAAAUUUCACUUUGCUUAUUGUGCAUGGUAUUUACGUAGACUAAAGUCAUUGGGAGGCUUUAUUUUAAGCAUACCUGUUAGAGAUAGAAGCUCUGCUGUAGUGGGCACAUUAACAAGAACUCCUGUGGAAAGGUGCUCCUGUGGGAUGGUUCCCACCAUUGAACACCAGUGGGUGCAAGGCUUGGUUUAUUACAUUUCACUUACCCUUGUUCUGAAGACUUUUUAUGUUAUCAGCAAGAGAUUGAAAACUGUCCCCAGAUAAAAUAAAUUUUGCUGAUGAACUGACAGACUAAUUUUGAAGACAGCCUGGAGCAGUGAGCACACAUACCUGUCACUGAAUCUCAGUGUCCAUUAGAUGUGUGAUUGCCACAGGCUCUUCUGCAAGUUCCUAGCUGGUAGCUAGUUGUAUCCCACAGGCUAAAACAUCUGAUUCCUGAACACUCAGGGUGCUCUUUUAAUCCAAACAUCUCACAUCCAGAUGUUCUCAGAGACCCUACAGGAAGGCUGCCGGUGCUUUUCUACCUUCUGUAAAAUCCUGUGCUGUCAUUGUCUAAAGCUAGAUCCUCUCAAAUAAAUAUAUAUAUAUAUUUUUUUUUCUGUAGAAAUCACUGGCUUUCUGCUUCAUAGGCUUGUGCAAUAUUUUUAAUUUCAGUCUCCAGAAUGCAGUGGAGGUCAGUUUGUUCUCAGAUAUUCUCUCAUCUUCUUAACUUGUUGCUGGCAACACCUACAGUCUCUCCAGCUGCUAAAACUGAAGUUAGUCUUUUGAAAUAGCUUUCAUUACAAUAGUUUAGUUCAUAACUAAACAAGACAAUAACAGAUCAGAUCUCUGGCUUCCACUGAACUGAGUGUAAAUGUAAAGCUGCCUGUGUGCUGCAGGGACCCUGCAGGAACCUAGGGAGCGGUUCAGAGCUCGGGGCCUGACAGCCCUCUAGGAAUGGGCUUUGCCCCUUCCAGCUGCCGAUGUGAUGGGAAAUACCAACAGUAGGUGGCACUAGAAAUCAGACUGAUCGUGUCUCCCCAGGCACCUGAAACCCUUCAGAAGGCAGACAGCUGAGCUGCAGAGGGAGUUGGGUGGCAUUUACAGCUUUUCCAAGACGGAUGGCAUUUCCUUCCUGUUUCCAUGUUCAAACUGAAGCUAUGUUAAAUCUUCCAAUAUAUGUAUGUAUGGUGUCCGAAUAUACAGAGUGUCUAUUGAUUUAAUUUUGUAGAUACUUGUUUCUGUAUAAAGUUUUUGAAGAUAUCGCUAUACAUUAUGUAUAUAUUGUACUUUGAAAUAAUAAACCCACAAAUGAGUGAAAG
Messenger RNA from Anas platyrhynchos (mallard), 6855 nucleotides. It is a transcript of the gene CCDC186, whose product is annotated as coiled-coil domain containing 186. Gene Ontology annotation, cellular component: trans-Golgi network. The record is from RefSeq and is a predicted model, not a curated record. Gene Ontology annotation, molecular function: small GTPase binding. NCBI's taxonomy places the organism in Eukaryota, Metazoa, Chordata, Aves, Anseriformes, Anatidae. Gene Ontology annotation, biological process: vesicle cytoskeletal trafficking.